ACGAACAGAAAUGGGAAUAUUCUUAAAAUAUUAUCUUCUAACGGUCAUUAUAGCGCUGCCACAGUGCUAUGCUAUCCGCCAUGAAGUCAGAAAGUUCCCUGAAGGAUUCCUGUUUGGAGCUUCUACAGCUGCCUAUCAAGUAGAAGGUGCUUGGAAUGAAGAUGGAAGAACGCAAAGCAUUUGGGAUUAUUUGAGCCAUCAAACCCCCUGUACUAUUAAAAAUUGCGAUACUGGUGACAUAGCAGAUAACUCUUACUAUCUUUAUAAAAGAGAUGUUGAAAUGAUAAGAGAAUUGGGUCUCGACUUCUAUAGAUUCUCUCUUUCUUGGACAAGGAUUCUUCCAACUGGUUUUCCAGAUAUUAUUAAUGAAGCUGGCGUACAGUAUUACAACAACUUAAUAGAUGAACUGUUGAAAUAUAACAUAGAACCCAUGGUAACAGUUUAUCAUUGGGAUUUACCACAAAAACUUCAAGAGCUCGGCGGUUGGGCAAAUCCAAACAUCGUGGAUUGGUAUGCCGAUUUCGCGAAAAUAGCUUUUAGUCUCUUUGGCGAUAGAGUCAAAUAUUGGGUGACUAUUAAUGAGCCUUAUCAAAUCUGUCAUGAGGGAUACGGUUCCGAUGCUUUAGCACCAUUGUUGAAUAUUCACGGUGUUGCAGAAUAUUUGUGUGCGAAAAAUCUUUUGUUAGCUCAUGCUAAAGCAUAUCAUAUCUAUGACGAUGAAUUUAGGUCUACUCUUGAUGGAAAGAUUUUCAUUUCUAUUAGUGCUCGAUGGAAUGAACCGGAUGGAGAAGAACAUGUACAAGCAGCUUACGAUGCAAAUGCAUUCAAUUGGAUGCAAUAUGCUCACCCUAUAUUUUCGAAAACUGGUGAUUUUCCAGAUACAAUGAAGGAAAGAGUAGCGGCUAAGAGCGCUGAGCAAGGCUUUCUAAGAUCAAGACUGCCCGAAUUUACUCCGGAUGAAAUUGCAUACGUGAAGGGAACAUCCGACUUCUUUGGACUAAACCACUAUAGUUGUGCAUAUGUUUAUAGAAACUUCUCAGUAAAUGGGUUUCAUAAAGUACCGUCUUUGCAUCAUGACACAGAAGUUUUGUCCUAUCAAUUAGAUGAGUGGAAGCUUAGCGAAACAAGCACGACUAAGGCGGCCCCAUGAGGGUUUUAUAAUCUCUUAACGUCGAUAAAAGAGCAUUACGAUAAUAUUCCAGUAUUAAUAACUGAGAACGGAAUGGGUGGUGGUAGUGGCUUAGUCGAUGAUGACCGUGUCAAGUACUAUCGGCUUUAUUUAUCGGCUUUGCUUGAUGCGGUAAAUAAUGGAUCGGAUAUCCAAGGAUAUACCGCCUGGAGUCUUAUGGAUAACUUUGAAUGGUUACAUGGAUACAGCACCCGUUUUGGGUUAUAUGAAGUAGAUUAUAACAGUCUCAACCGCACUCGCACACCAAGGAAAUCGGCUUAUGUCUAUAAAGAGUUAGUGCGAACACGACAGCUUGAUGCGCAUUAUGAACCGGAUACUACAAUUCCCUUAUCUUAUAUUUAAGUGACGUUCGAAUAUUAUGUUUUUCUUAGUAUAAUAACAGCCUUUAUAGCACUACCACAGUGCUAUGCUCGCCAUGAAGUCAGAAAAUUCCCUGAAGGAUUCUUUUUCGGAGCUUCUACAGCUGCUUAUCAAGUAGAAGGUGCUUGGAAUGAAGAUGGAAGAUCGGAAAGCAUUUGGGAUUAUUUGAGCCAUAAAACUCCUUGUGCUAUUAAAAAUUGCGAUACCGGAGAUAUAGCAGCUAAUUCUUAUUAUCUUUACAAAAGAGAUGUUGAAAUGAUAAGAGAACUGGGUCUCGACUGCUAUCGAUUCUCUCUUUCAUGGACAAGGGUUCUUCCAACUGGUUUUCCAAAUGUUAUCAAUGAAGCUGGUGUUCAGUAUUAUAAUAACUUAAUAGAUGAACUGCUGAAAUAUAACAUAGAACCCAUAGUAACUAUUUAUCAUUGGGAUUUACCACAAAAACUUCAAGAGCUCGGUGGUUGGGCAAAUCCAAACAUCGUGGAUUGGUACGCCGAUUUUGCGAAAACAGCUUUUAGCCUCUUUGGCGAUAGAGUUAAAUAUUGGUGGAUGCAAUACGCCCAUCCUAUAUUUUCGAAAACUGGUGAUUUUCCGGAAACAAUGAAGAAAAGAGUAGCGGCUAAGAGCGCUGAUCAAGGCUUUUUAAGAUCAAGAUUGCCAGAAUUCACUCCGGAAGAAAUUGAAUACGUGAAGGGAACAUCCGACUUCUUUGGUCUAAACCACUAUAUCUCAUUUUAUAUUUAUAGAAACUCGUCAGUAAAUGGUUUUCAUAAUAUACCGUCAAUCUUUGAUGAUGCAGAGAUUGUUUCGUAUCAAUUGGACAAAUGGAAACUGAGUGAGAAUAGCACAACCAGAGCGUCGCCAUGGGGAUUUUAUAAUCUCUUAACAUCAAUUAAGGAUAAUUACGAUAAUAUUCCCGUGUUUAUCACUGAAAACGGAAUGGGUAGCGGUGGUGUUGGUCUAGACGAUGAUGACCGCGUCGCGUACUAUAGGCUUUAUUUGUCGGCGUUGCUUGAUGCGAUAGACAAUGGAUCUGAUGUCAAAGGAUAUACAGCCUGGAGUCUUAUGGAUAACUUUGAAUGGUUACAUGGAUACAGCAUUCGCUACGGGUUAUAUGAAGUAGACUAUAACAGUCCCAACCGCACUCGUACACCAAGGAAAUCAGCUUAUGUCUACAAAGAGUUAGUGCGCACACGACAGCUUGAUGCGCAUUAUGAACCGGAAAACACUGUUCCCUUAGCUGUGAAUUGAC
Colias croceus (clouded yellow) is the source of this 2798-nucleotide messenger RNA. RefSeq names its product lactase-phlorizin hydrolase-like. The transcript has 11 exons. The record is from RefSeq and is a predicted model, not a curated record. Gene Ontology annotation, biological process: carbohydrate metabolic process. Gene Ontology annotation, molecular function: beta-glucosidase activity. Lineage: Eukaryota; Metazoa; Arthropoda; Insecta; Lepidoptera; Pieridae.